UCCUAAAGUUUAACAAGAUGAAGUGAACCUAUAAGCUAAAUAUUGUUUCUUUCUCCUUUUGAAUUGAUACGAGCUGCCUAAUACUAAUGCUCGCGAUAAUUAUCUCUUCAGAUUGGUUUUCCAUCUUUGGCUAGGAAGUUGCGUGCAAGAACAUGGGUUACCAUUCAAGUUUUGUUGACGAGGAAGGAGUUAGCAAAGCUUGUGGAUGUCCUUUACUACCUCUGAAAAGUCAUAUAAAUGAACCUGAUUCUGAUGCAGAACAAGAAGAUGCAACGUCAGAUAUCGUGGAUGAAGCAAUCACAUUCUUUCGGGCAAAUAUCUUCUUCAAGAACUUUGAUUAUAAAAGCUCGGCUGAUAAACUUCUCAUCUAUUUGACUUUGUAUAUCAAUUUGGCUUUGAAGAGGCUAGAAGGUUGCAGAACUUUAGCUGAAGGGAAGAAGUCAAUAAUUAACCUUGGUCUGGAAAAGAUUGUAAUACCAGGGGAGGCAGGUUUUCCAUUUCCAGGCCUAUUUGCUUCACCAAAGUCUCAACAAGAUGCAGAUUCACCCUCAUUUCAUGUGAGUUUUCUGAAACCCUUUCAUGAGGAUGCUAAGGAUCCAACAAGGUCAGCUACCAGACGUGCCUGCUUGCAGUCAAGUCUCUGUGUUUUCGACAACGCCUACUGCUUGGCCUUAAAUUAG
This is a messenger RNA of Solanum tuberosum (potato), 680 nucleotides long. RefSeq names its product actin-related protein 2/3 complex subunit 3-like. The record is from RefSeq and is a predicted model, not a curated record. Gene Ontology annotation, biological process: regulation of actin filament polymerization; Arp2/3 complex-mediated actin nucleation. Gene Ontology annotation, cellular component: Arp2/3 protein complex; cytoskeleton. The coding region runs from base 153 to 680 and encodes 175 amino acids. The transcript is spliced from 4 exons. NCBI's taxonomy places the organism in Eukaryota, Viridiplantae, Streptophyta, Magnoliopsida, Solanales, Solanaceae.